AUGUUUUCUUAUGAGGCUGGUAAGAACAGCACCAAGACCAAUCUACUCAUCUUUGAUGCCAUUCUUCCAAAUGCAAGUGUGUUUCUUGGCAAUAUAACUGAGACAGUGAUUGGCUGUUUUUCCUGGUCGUCAUCCAAUCAUUUCCUAUUCCAAGUUGCCAAUGUUGUUAUUUUGAUUGGCCUGUGUUCACCAGACAGGAAAAAUGGAGUUCUUUUCAUGCACAGUAGUUUUGUGCUUGGUUUCUUGUUGCUGUCAGUAUGGUCCUGGGUGAUCCUAUGUGCUCCAGACUUUUUCUCUUGGAAUUUUGCCUUCAUGGUGAUCAAUGCUUUCCAAGCAUUGUUUAUCAUGUAUAAUAUUCGACCGGUGAAAUUCUGUGUUGAGCUGGAGGAAAUAUAUGUCCAACUAUUUCAGCCACUAAAGAUACCCAGGUCCCUGUUCAAGAAACUGACCUGUGCAGACUUUUGUACACUGACUACACUUCAUGAGGGAGAAGCAUACUGCUCUCAGGCCAUCAGCAAGACUGAUCGCCUGGGACUGCUCAUCUCAGGCAGAAUGAAUGUGUACCAUCACCACAACUUGCUACACCAGAUCCAGGAAAUGGAGUUCAUUGACUCUCCAGAGUUCGAGUCAGGAGUCACGGGAGACGAAAAAUAUCAGGUGUCUAUUUUUGCUGUUUCCACCUGUCGCUAUAUCUUCUGGCCACGUCAAGGCCUGGAGUACCUAUUGAUCAAGGAACCUUAUUUGGCGAACGUCAUCAAUGCCAUGCUUGGUCGUGACAUCACCACCAAACUCUAUGCCCUGAAUGAAAAGGUAACAUCUCCCAAAGGAGCCAGGAUGGAUAUCCGCCUACCCACAGUGUCGUCAACCAUAAAAGCUAAACCAGACCUUCGGAAAACUGUGGUCGGAAUGAUUGAGGAUCUGUCUGAGAAUGAGGCUAGACAAAACGCCAGCAAGACUCCAAGCAAUAAAAAGGACGCUGCUGAAAUCAACAAUCUGACGAAGCCAAAUAUAGAGGAAGAAGAAGACGAUCCGUAUUUAGAUGAUUCUGUUGAGGAGAAUGAGAAGACAGAGUUACUGAAUGGACACGUAAGACCUCCGUUGUUUGGAGGGCCGAGUCUGUCAACCUGUAGCGAAACACCAUCAGGAUCACACGGAUCUGUUAAUUCAGGAUUACAUUUCAAUAUCUAGAAAUGAAAACAAAGAUUGUGUACUUAUUAAUCUGAUGGACAGAAUUCUGAUUAGUGGGUUUCAAUAUAGCUUUUCAUUCCUUUGGAACGCAACUUCAUUUGACAACAGACAAAAUGUGUUUGGUGCUCGGGAAAGAAUUUUAUGAUU
Molecule: messenger RNA, 1335 nt
Organism: Ylistrum balloti
Lineage: Eukaryota; Metazoa; Mollusca; Bivalvia; Pectinida; Pectinidae
Product: popeye domain-containing protein 3-like
Exons: 7
Coding region: 1-1188 (395 amino acids)
Cellular component (GO): sarcolemma
Molecular function (GO): cAMP binding
Source: RefSeq, a predicted model, not a curated record